CUCUGGUAUUCUUUCUACGUAAGCUGGGAACUUGGGGCCCUUUAAAUUCUCUACCCAAAUUGCCAUUGCUUCAAUUGCCACCCACGGAGAUCUCAUCUGAUGCUUGGAUUCUGAAAGAGAUCUGCUUGUUCCCUCUGGAGAUCCCUCAUAUGAUCAUCAGGUCCUGCUAUCCUCAGUCAACGCAGAUCCCAAGUAUGAAACAAUAACCUUCCACUCACCAACUUUGAAAAGUGCGAACCAUCAUAUUCAGUAGGACCUUCCAGUCAAAAGGAUUGUCAGAGAUUUACAAAAGCUGAAUAAUGAAUUCCAGCCUGGGAGAGUUGAAUGCUACAAAGGACUAUUCUGAAAAUAACAAUACCAAUGACUUAUAUGUGCACGCAGAAGGGAGGACCCCUAAUGUUUUAGGACGGAAUGUAUGGAUAAGCAUUUCUUUAAUUACCUGUUGUAUUGGACUGGUGGGCAAUGCCUACAUCAUCUGGCUACUUGGCUUCCAGAUUAAGAGGAAUUGUUUCACUACAUUCAUCCUUAACUUGGCUGUUUCAGACUUUGGGUACCUGGCAUCUAUGUUUAUAUAUAGUAUUACUUCAUUUACCUGUUUUAAAAAAGGGGACAUUUUUGAUCACUUCCUUGUCUCUUUCAUCCGAGUGAUGUACAUCAGUGCAAACUUUCUUCUGACAGCCAUCAGCAUCGACCGGUGUGUUUGUGUCCUCUUCCCAAUCUGGCAUCACUGUUCCCGGCCAAAAGAUUUGUCUUCUGCUAUCUGCGUGUUCCUCUGGAUGUCUUCUUUCCUCCUGAGUGCAAUGAUGAGUGUUAUGGAAAUCUUUCUAAAGUACGAAGUGGACGUUCUCCCUUUUCUUCUGACUGCUAUAGUUUGCCUUCCAUUGAUCACAAUCUCUACUGUGAUCCUUUUCACCAAAGUGUGUUUUAAACCUAAACAGAAAAAGAAGGGUCGGCUUUUACUGAUGAUUUUAAUUGCUCUUCUCUGUUUCCUCAUCCUUGACUUUCCAUUAUGUGUCUUUGCAAUGAUUAUAGGGUUUUCAAGUACCAAUUUUGACAAUCAACCGGCAUACCGGUUGAUGUGUGUCAUGCUGUUUUCCUGCCUAAAUAGCAGCAUUAACCCAGUGAUCUAUUUUCUACUUGGGAGAAAGAAAGGAGCUCAGUCCAAGGAGAGCAUGAAGACCCUUUUGCAAAAGGUCUUCAAAGAAGGUGAAGUUGCUUGAGGGAAAUAGAAUAGCUCAAACCCACUUGCAAGACCUCUGUGUUUCUUUCGGAGUAGCAAUGAAUAACUUACACUUGAGGCUGUAAGCUUAGAGGUGGGACCAAAUCUCUUUCAACAUAUUGGCUCUUUCAUCUGAAUAGACUUACAGAGAAUUGUAAGAGAUGUCUACAUCAGUCAAUAACUAAUGCUGUGCAGGACAUGAACUGCACCACAUUUGUAAAAUACUCAGCUUAUUUUGCUUUCUAGAAAUAAGGUUUUUACAAAUACAGGGGAAGCACCAACCUUCCAGAUGUUACCCAAAGUCAGUUAAUUCGUGAGAUGAAGCAACAAUAAGGAAAAAUAAGAUACAACUGGUCACAAACCAGUUCAAAUUCAAUAUUGAAUGUUAAGACUUUAAACUGUUGCUAAAAAGGGGAAAGAACAAGGGAGUCCAUUUUCAGGCAUACUCCAGAAGAGAAAAAUAGACAACAGGCAAAAUCUGAAAUUCCCAGUCAGUAAGAAAGGAUGGAAAGAUGUUUAGUUAAGCAGGGAAGCAGCUACAGGUGGGUACAAAAAGCAAUUCUAGAAAUUUGCCAGGAAAGACUUCUCUUUUGUCCUCAGAGGUCUCUGAGCUUGAUUGCUGGCAGACAUUUAGUUACUUGACUAGGUAACAUCAUCAGUGCUAGAAGGG
Molecule: messenger RNA, 1889 nt
Organism: Thamnophis elegans (Western terrestrial garter snake)
Lineage: Eukaryota; Metazoa; Chordata; Lepidosauria; Squamata; Natricidae
Product: mas-related G-protein coupled receptor member H-like
Exons: 3
Coding region: 300-1220 (306 amino acids)
Biological process (GO): G protein-coupled receptor signaling pathway
Cellular component (GO): membrane
Molecular function (GO): G protein-coupled receptor activity
Source: RefSeq, a predicted model, not a curated record